CGAGAUGGUAAUCCACCUGAACAAGAGCAGCUGUUACGUAUGACUACCUAGCAGACACAGUUCUCGCUUUGUGCAGAGUACAUUGUGCUUUUCUAUAGCGUAGGUAAAAAUGUCACACACCGUACCCUCAGCAUCAGGGGGCUUCGUAUAUAGAGCAGAGCGCAUGUCACCAACCCGGACGCAGACGGCAACGCAGCCAGCUGUUGGCCCGGGCGCCUAUGAAAUUGUGAGAAGCAUCGACCCCAACCCGGCGCCUGUACCCUUCCAUACAUCAGCAGAAAGGGUCUUGGCUGCCAAUCCCACCACCUCCGCCGUCACGCCGGGCCCGGGAGCCUACAGCGCCUCUAACAGCGCUCCCGGCUCCCUCGGGGGACCCGCCUCGCCCUUCGUCAGUGGAGUACCACGGCUUCCCGUAGAACCGGAGGGACGGGCCAGGAGGGAGGUGCCAGGCCCCGGCACCUACGACGCUGCCAACCAAUGGGUCCGCGGCAGUCCGCACUACCGACCCGCGGGUCGCUCGCACCGUUCGCCCUCCCGCCGACCCAGCCACGCAGCCGAGCGGGUGCUGCAGCUGCUGCCGCGCCGGCGGCCCACGGCGCCCUCCGUGCCGGGGCGGGGGGAGAGCUACGGAUAUGAGGAGGAGGCGGACGGGUCGCUAGUGCUGCAGGCUCCCCCUGAGAAGUCCCACACGGGGGUGGGUCGCGACACGGUGGGGCCGGGCAAGUACGAGCUGGGCGGCGGGGGGCCCUUUGCGCGGCCCGCGGGCACCGCCUGGGCCAACAGCAGGACCAACCGGGGGCUCAAGGUCGAGUCCUACACCCCCGGUGUGGGCACCUACAACCUGGCUGACAGCGGCCCCCGCAAGCACGGCGCGGGGCUGCUGGUCACCAUCGGCGGCGUGGAGGUGGUGUUCGGGGGCUCCUCGGGCACCAGCAGCUUCGUAAGCAAGGCGCCGAGGCCGCUGCAGAGGUACCCCGCUGGCUCCCCCGGCCCCGGCGACUACGACAACCUGCCGGCCCCCACCGCCGCCUCCGCCACCUGCCCCUCCGCCGCCGCAGCGCUGCGAACCACCAGUGCGGGCUUCGGCACCACGGCGCUGCGGGGCUCAUGGGAGGUGGACCCCACCCUUGCCCGCUCGGCACCCACGUACUGGAGGAACCCCGGUCCCGGCGCGUACGAGGACCCUCGGGCCCGCUUCGGCGCCAAGCCCUCACCCGGCCUAAUCCUGGCCGUAUCGGAGGACGGAGCAGCAGCAGCAGCAGCGGGAGCGGGAGGAGCAGCGGGGGCAGCAGGUGCAGGGGGAGGAGCUGCGGCAGCGGGCAGCGGGACGGGCGGUGUGGUGGUGCAGUCCGUCACCGCGAUUGCGCCGUUCAAGACGUCCUCGCCGCGAUUUGGGUCGUCGGAUAACGCGGUGCCGGGGCCAGGCGAAUACCACCCGGACGCCGUCACCUCCCUGGAGUACGACACAUUCAAACGUGUAUCCGGAUCUCGCCCCGCCGGCGCCUUUGGCGGGUCCACGGGUCGGUUCCCCUACAGUCGCGGCGCUUCAUCGCCCGCACGACUCGCCGUACCGGGUGUGUUGGCGGUUCAAGAAGGCGAGGGGACGCCGGGUCCCGCACACUACGAGCCGCGUGCUGCGGGCGGCGGGCGUACGGUGGGUCGCGCCGGCACCUCCAACUUCGCCUCCCGCACCGGCCGCUUCCGCCCCGUCACCGCCCCGCCCGCCGUACCCGACCUGUCCGACUAUGACGGCACCAACCCGCUCAGGGGCGACCCCUCGCGGCUGGGCCCUGGGGCCUACACCCCGGAGAGACCCACGGGUCGUCCACGAUACAACCAGGCUCCCAUGAAAAUUGUACCUUUUGGCACCGACUCUCACCGAGCGAGAGUGGAACUGCCCUCCAGCUCCACCCCCGGCCCCGGCCGCUACCCCCCGGUGGACCCGCACGCCCACAAGCCCACCACCAUCCCGCCGCCCAAGGCCGGCUUCAGCGGCCAGGCCGACAGGUUCGGCGCCUCCUCCACAUUCACUCCGGGUCCGGGGGCAUACGUGCCCACGCCGACAGGCGGAUCCAUUGUACGGAAGUCCUUCAAUGUGUCAUACAAUGGCAGUACACCGGUUUGCGCAAGAUGAUGACUUGGAGGAGGAGGAGGAGGAGGAGGAGGGGCGGCGUUUUGUUGUGUGUGGCUGGUUGAGGGUUGGUGAUGAGGAGGAGGGGUAAGAUAAGGAACGCGCACGUGCGCAGACCUGGGAGGAUUGGGAAUAGCUCUGGGACAUAGCAGGAGGUUAGGGUGGACGAGGGAGCGUAAGAGGGAGGAGCGGGAGAGGAAACGGGGAAGAGAGAAACGGACGAAGUGGGAGUACUGUAUCGCACCGGGUAUAGGUAGCAGCAAUCGCAGUAGUGGUGAUGAUUCUCGUUACGGACAUGGGAGUUAGCUGGGGCGGGGGGGCUGCCGAGGGGAGUCUGCGCAGGUGACACGCUCUAGCUCACCGCGUCGUGGUGGAUGUGGGGGUGUGUGGUGGGUACGCGGCCGCCCGCACGCAGGCUUGACUCCAUGCACACAUGCAUGCACGCAGUGGUUAGGGGUGGCUGGCCUCUCGUUGUGACUGACAGUCUGACGGAGGGCGCUCUCUAUGUGAGAGAGGGCGCACUGAAGCGGAAGGGAGGGACGGCUGGGCGGACGUUCUUGGUAUCCUGUUUGAUGGCUUAUACCGGUAGGUGGGUGGCUGGGUAACAUAGGAUUGUGCAGAUGACCCGCGCCCGAUGUCAUGGACUUGAGGGGGGAGAAGUGCGUUGGCGUCAUGUCACACAAAACUGUGCUGUGAGCAGCCGUGGGGGUGUGUGUGAGGGCGGGGUUGGGUGUUACCUGACGGCAGGUGUGUUGAGGCGGCAGGUGUGGGUGCUGGUUGGAAUCGAUGCCAGUGCUUAGCAGCAGCAGCAGCAGCAGGAGCAGCGGCGCAGGUUGUGGGGAUGCGGCUGAAUGUGAGCGAUCAAUGCAAUUAUGCGAGACAUUUUGGGUCCGGGACAUUUACGCACUCUAGACUGGCUCGCUUUGGUAGCCUCCUACGCAUUUAUUGUCGGUAUGUUGUUCUUUCGCGGGAUGCAGGUUGGGGCGGGGGUGUCCGGGAUGGCAAUGCCGGUGCUAGGCCAUGGGGCAUGGCGGUGUUUACCGCAACAGCGGCCUUACCCUCCGCAAACGUGCAUGGGGGCCCAGUUGUUGACUUGGUUCCAUGGCUCUAUCGCGUGUCGAACUCUUAUCCUUGCUGGUUGGCGCGGAAUGCUUUUACCGUAAGCCCAGGCGAGAGGCGGGAAGAGAGUGGUGAUGAGGUAUGGGCCAAUGCGGUGUGUGGGGCUUCCGAUUUGGCAGUGGUUUCCGUGCAGUGCGCGUAGAUAUUGUGUAUGUAGUUAUUGACAGCUACAUCACGCAAGGCACAUAUUAUUUAGUUACUUGCUUAGGACAGCUUGACUUGGCUACCCGCGUGUUUCUAGAAACAACGAACCACGUAGCCGGUGUGACGUGCACGGGGGCGUUCCCAAGUACUGUGCCUCCAGUCGGCCUCAGCCCAGGCAACCUGCGUGUGUAUUAGGGUGCUUGUAAACUAGAGGACUGCGGCUCACGGGGUGACUUAUGUUGGGGUGGUCAGACAUCAGGACGCGGCGGGCAACUGGACGCCGAGCCGAGCGACA
This is a messenger RNA of Astrephomene gubernaculifera, 3689 nucleotides long. The record is from the annotation of a GenBank genome assembly. Lineage: Eukaryota; Viridiplantae; Chlorophyta; Chlorophyceae; Chlamydomonadales; Astrephomenaceae.